AUGGAGUCAUAUUUUGCUGGUUUCAAGCACAUGCAGCAGGACUAUGAAGUCACUCUUGAACUUGCAAGCGAAGAGACUCAAAAAACGAAAAAUGCGCUAAAUUCUAGGACAGGGUCUUACGGUGUCAGCAUUAGAGUCCAAGGAAUCGAUGGACAUCCUUACAUAGUACUGAACAAUACAGAAGGAUGUUUGCCAGAAAAUCCUCCUCCUCCUGGAAAAGAGCAGCAGGUCAUUCCUCAGACUGUACACAAGCCAGCUGUGGACUCCAAUACUGCUUUUAAAUUGGAGGACAAAACCAGUGAACAUACAAAAUUUGCUGGAACACAGCACGUGCAACCCUCUAUGCCUAAAAAACUGCAGAUAACCAAUGUCCAUGAAAAGGAAAGUGGAAUGCCAGAUUUUAAAGAUGAAACUAUGAAAUCCUCAAAUUUGUUGAAUUUUCAAAGACAUCCUGAACUUUUGCAGCCAUAUGAUCCUGAAAAAAAUAAUUUGAACUUGGAUAAUUACCAGUCUUCUGUAUGCAGUAAAUCUAAGUCUUUUGCAGAUGAAAAAACUGAAGCAAAGCCUUGGAUUUCCUCAUCUAAAGUAGUGUCUCUACAAAAAACAAAUACAUAUCUUGCUGAGUCAACCAAAGCAAAUUCAAAAAAAAUGCAUCUCAACAGGUCAGUAGAAGAUCCAAGUAAGCAGCUGCAGGAUUGUCCCAGUAGCACGCUCAGCCCCAGUGACGUGUGUGUUUCAGAGACAUUUUCACCUGCAGGAGGAUCCCCCUGUGUUAGUCCCAAUGCUUAUCCCGAGACAAGGAAACCACGGCCAGAUGUUCUUCCCUUCCGCAGGCAAGAUUCCACUGGGCCAGUACUGACUGACUCCCGAAGAUCCUCGUCCUCAUCAGCCACUCCUACUUCUGCCAAUUCCUUGUACAGAUUUUUGCUGGAUGACCAAGAGUACGCCAUCUACGCGGACAACGUGAACCGCCACGAAAACAGGAGAUACAUUCCAUUCUUGCCGGGAACUGGUCGUGAUAUUGACACUGGUUCCCUUCCAGGAGUAGAUCAGCUAAUUGAAAAGUUUGAUAAGAGAGUUGAUGCUCACAGAAGAGGCAGGUCAGGAAAAAGGAACAGAAUUCAUCCAGAUGACCGUAAAAGAUCAAGAAGCGUUGAUAGUGCCUUGUCAUUAGGAGUUGAUGUAAAUUCAGAUUAUUUAGGUGAAUUCAGUAAAAGCUUGGGUAAGUCAGCGGAGCACUUGCUGAGACCGUCUAAAGUUUGCCUUCACAAGCAGUUAUCCAGAGAUCAAAAGUCACCUUCCAAAGAGACAAAGAUUUCUGCUCGAAGUAUUGGAAAACUGCAAAUGCCCAAUAAAGACGCCCAGAGCAGCAGUUUCAGCUCUUUGCAACACCAUAAACAGAAUGGAACAGAUACAGAGAGCUUGGUGGGUAGAUCAGCUACACUCCCAGGACAGAGUAAGAGAGAGGAAGUUAAAACAGUAACUUCUACUUUGUUGUUGCCAAACCGAAUUGCAAUUACACCUGAAUCAGGAGCCAAGAAGAUUUCUGUAAAAACAUGUUCAUCUGUCCCUAAUAUACAGGCAACUCCUGAUCUCCUAAAGGGCCAGCAAGAUCUUGCACAGCAAACAAAUGAAGAGACUGCUAAGCAGAUUCUUUACAAUUACCUUAAGGAAGGAAGUCCUGAUAAUGACGAUGCAACAAAGAGGAAAGUGAACUUGGUUUUUGAGAAAAUUCAGACUUUAAAGUCAAGAGCUGCUGGAAAGACACAGGUAAAAAAUCAGGUUUCGGAUUCUUCGGCUGAAGUAAAGGUAUUGGUGGAACAAAAAGCAGAACUUGAAAGGAAAGUGGAAGAGUUAGAGAAAAAACUGGAACUGGAAAUUAGGAAUCAGCAAAAUUCCAAAGAAGAGAGAGAUGCUACACGAGCAAGUCUGAAAGAUCUUCAGUUGCAGCUUGAUCAAAGUAUAUGUGAAAAGGAAGCCUUAAAAAAGCAGCUGGAAGAAAAUGAGAAGGAACUCAGGCAAAACCUGGAGGAGCUUUUUCAAGUGAAGAUGGAGCAGGAAAAACACCAGACUGAGAUCAGAGAUCUUCAAGACCAACUCUCUGAGAUGCACGAUGAACUGGAUAAUGCCAAACACACCGAUGAAGGGGAGAAAGAGAUUCUGAUUGAGGAGCUGAUGCAAAUGAAGCAGGAUCUGCAAGAAGUAUUGAUAGCAAAAGAUCAACAAGAAGAGAUUUUGAGAAAGAGAGAGAGGGAGCUCACAGCUUUGAAAGGAGCACUUAAAGAAGAGGUAUCCAGCCAUGACACAGAGAUGGACAAACUUAAAGAGCAGCACGAUAAAGAAUUGCUGGAUCUACGCCAGAGCCUGGAGAAAGCAACAGAGAGUGCUGCUGUCCUUGCAAGUGAAAAAAAUGCUGCACAAGAGGAGCGAAAUAGUGUAGAAAAUCAAGUCAAAGAGCUGAUCGAGGAAAAUAAACAAUUGAAGAGAACACUUGCUGAGCUAGAGAGGAAAAUUGAGGAGCUGCACAAACAAAUUGAUAAUAUGAAAGUAGAAGAAAAUUCAGUGAAGGAAAAAUUAAAGACCUGUGAGGAAGAGAAGCAACAAUUAGAAGAAGCUUUGAAACAUGCUGAAAAGGAGGGAAAAGAAUUGUUAGGGUUAAAAGCAGCUUUGGAAAGCCAGCUUGAAGAUUUGCAGGAGAACAUCCAUUGCAUUUCGCAGGAACGACAGCAGUUAAGUCAGCAAUUAAAAGAUGAAACUCAGCAGAAGGAGCAGUUAAAGCAGAUAAAGAAUGAAAUGGAGAAUGAAAGAUUGCAACUGAACAAGACUGUUGAGAAGUUACAGGAGGAGAUGUCUGAAAUGGUGGAGAUCUCAAGAACAUCAACUCUGGAACUUCAGAGCCAGCUUGAUGAAUACAAAGAGAAAAAUCGCAGGGAGUUUGUAGAUCUCCAGAGGCAAUUAAAGGAGAAAAACAUUGAGGUAGAAAAAUCACGCCUGAUGAACAUAAGAAUGCAAGAUGAGAUGCGUCUGAUGGAAGAGAACCUGAGGGACCACCAGAGAGCCCAGGAUGAGGCAAUAACAAAAACUCAGCUACUGGAACAGACUGUGAAGAGCUUGGAGUAUGAACUGGAAGCCAAAAACCACUUGAAAGAUGAUCGGGCAAGACAAAUCAAACUAAUGGAGGACAAGUUGUCUCACCUGGAACUUGAGCUUGAUGAAGAAAAGAAUAACUCGGAUUUGUUGUCUGAGAGGAUCAGCAGGUGCAGAGAACAGAUUGAACAAAUGAGGACAGAGCUACUUCAGGAAAGAGCUAUAAAGCAAGACUUGGAGUGUGACAAAAUUUCCUUGGAAAGACAGAACAAAGACUUGAAGAGCCGAAUCCUUCACCUGGAGGGUUCUUACCGAUCCAGCAAGGAGGGACUCGUUGCUCAGAUGGAGGCAAGGAUCACAGAGCUGGAAGAACGACUUGCAAAUGAAGAGAGGGAUAGAGUAAAUUUCCAGCUAAGUAACCGCAGACUUGAGAGAAAAGUGAAGGAGUUAAUGUUGCAAGUAGAUGAUGAACAUCUGUCAUUGACUGAUCAGAAGGACCAGUUGAGUUUGCGUUUGAAAGCAAUGAAACGUCAAGUUGAGGAAGCUGAAGAAGAAAUAGACAGACUGGAAAAUGCUAAAAAGAAACUUCAGAGAGAACUUGAAGAGCAACUAGACAUAAAUGAACAAUUGCAAGGACAGCUUAACACUGCAAAAAAAGAAUUAAGACUGAAGAAGUCACCAAGUAAAGUGUUGGCUGAUUCUGAUGAUGAUGACGACGAUGAAGAUGAUUUCAGCACGGAUGGUGAUAGUCUCUGUGAAGUACCUUCAGGAAAUAAUUUCUCAAAAGAUGAUGACACAAAAAUCUAAAUAAGUAUGGAUGCAAUUCCUUGAAAAUACUGGAAGAAUAACAUAAGAAACUGGAUAUUCUAGAAGCCAAAUGACAUAAAGGGAUUUAAGAGUUGGGAAUAUAAUGUUUCCAUCCAUAUUGUGCCAUUUUCUUUCUUUUCUAGAUCUCCACUGUUUAUUAUAGAAAACAGGAUUAUAAAACACCUAUAAAACUAUAUAUAUCUAUAAACUGCUACUGAAAAUGUGGGAAUAAUAUUUCACAUUGGAAAUGGGAUUUUGCUAAAAUUCUGUUCAAGUAAAAAGCCAUCUGAUAUUAAUUCAAAAUUAGUUUUUAGUUAUUAGAAGCUCUUCCCUAAUAUUAAGGAAACUAUGGAAGAUUAUUUAAUAAUUGUAAGUAAGGGGAAUUUAUGUAUAAAAUGUAAAUAUUUUAAAUUUAAUCUUUUUAUUGACUACUUUAGUACUAUUUUGUAAAGUUUCAAAUAUUAUAUAAAUCAGUUUGAUAUGUAAAA
Messenger RNA from Agelaius phoeniceus (red-winged blackbird), 4382 nucleotides. NCBI's taxonomy places the organism in Eukaryota, Metazoa, Chordata, Aves, Passeriformes, Icteridae. The record is from RefSeq and is a predicted model, not a curated record.